This is a messenger RNA of Lasiosphaeria miniovina, 2390 nucleotides long. RefSeq names its product major facilitator superfamily domain-containing protein. The transcript is spliced from 6 exons. Lineage: Eukaryota; Fungi; Ascomycota; Sordariomycetes; Sordariales; Lasiosphaeriaceae. Gene Ontology annotation, biological process: transmembrane transport. The record is from RefSeq and is a predicted model, not a curated record. Gene Ontology annotation, cellular component: plasma membrane. Gene Ontology annotation, molecular function: transmembrane transporter activity. The coding region runs from base 197 to 2215 and encodes 672 amino acids.
AUAUUUGUUUGCCCGGCUCCCAUGUUCUUCGUUCGUUCGCUGUAGGCUCAUUGGCAUUUCCGCGGCGUCCUUUAUUCCAGUCUUCGAACCCGAGCCAGCCUUCCCAUUCCUUGGGCUUCGCGACGGCGGCUACCCUCAUACAUCCCUUCAUUCGCUCCUCCCUCCCCCUAGACAGUCCGGUGCCCAUUCCACCGCCAUGGACAUUUCACAAACCGGCAACAACGGAAAUGACAGCCAGAAUAAACCCUCUGUCCCAAACAGACAGCCUGCCAUGUCACGACAGUCGGGUAUCUCUGUUCGCAGCGAAGACUGGGUCCGGCUUGAACAGUCAAACCCCACAGAGUUAGGAGAGCAGGUGGAGGAUGUCCAGCGUCGAGAAUCUGCUCAAGAUGGGAGGUCAGCCGAUCGUGGGGCUAUCUCUGCGAGGGAGUCAGUGCAGUCUGCCGAAAAUCCCCAAUCAGGUUUAAGCCGUUGCCGAGUCUGCAGCCACAUUGUAAUUGAAGAUGGUGUCAACCAAGACGCCUUCUCGCGGUACGGGGAUGAAGCUGCUGGCAAUGGGGUGCCCUAUAAUCACCACUCGUUCAGCGCAUCCAGCACUUACCACGAGGAUAAGGAAGACAUGAUCUUGGCCUGGGAGGAGAAUGAUCCCGAAAACCCGUAUAACUGGUCGGGAAGGCGGAAAGCGGGCAUUCUGCUCACGACCAUGAUGCUGAUUGUAAACUCCACAAUGGGCAGCGCUCUGCCCAGCAACGCACUCCCCUUCAUUAUGGACGAGUGGGGGAUUGUGUCGGAGCAGCAGAAGGUCUUGCCCAUAUCUGUUUACCUCAUCGGAUACGUCAUGGGACCGAUUCUGUGGGCUCCUCUCAGCGAGCAAUACGGCCGGAAGAAGCUUACCAUAGGGACAUUCAUAAUGUUCACCCUGUUCACCCUGGCCUGCGCGUUGGCCCCGGAUUGGACCGCGUUUCUCGUCUUCCGGCUCAUGACUGGCGUGUUUGCCAGCGCCCCGAUUGCCAUCGUUCCUGGAAUUAUUGCCGACACAUGCGGUGACCCAAGGACCCGCGGCCGGAGUAUGGGGCUCUUUUUUAUGAUGACUGUGUCUGGGCCUCUCCUCGCUCCCAUCAUUUCCGGCUAUUGCGCGCCCACCAUUGGAUGGCGAUGGGCUUUCUGGAUUGGGCUCAUGUACGCUGGCGCCACGUUGAUUCCGCUAAUAUUGCUCCCCGAGACGAACGGGCCGGUUCUCCUCCUGCGCAGAGCCAGAGACAUUCGUGCUCACGACCCAGCCGCGCGGGUCGUCGCUCCUCACGAGUUGGAAAAGAACAGUCUUACAGACCUCGUCGCCGUCGUGCUCACCCGCCCCGUCCGCAUGAUCAUCUUCGAGUCCAUUGUCAACACGAGCUGCGCGUACCUAGCGCUCUGCUACGCCAUCUUCUACAUGACGUUCGAGGCUUUCCCCAUCAUCUUCCAGGGCGUGUACGGGCUCUCCCCCGGCGCCUGCGGCCUGACGUACCUCGCCAUCCUAGCCGGAUGCCUGCUCUCUCUUCCCAUAUUCUUUGCCUAUGACACCAUUCUCCGCCGCGCGCAGGACCGUGACGCGCCGUGGACCCGCCACGAAGAGUAUCGCCGCCUCCCGCUCGCCUGCAUCGGCGGGCCCAUGUUUGUGAUCUCGCUCUUCUGGCUUGGCUGGACCGCGCGCGAGGACGUGCCCUUCUUCGUCCCCAUGCUUGCCGGAAUCCCGUUUGGCAUUGGGUUCAUGUGCAUCUUCCAGGCGCUGCUAAACUACCUCACAGACGCGUACGAAAUCUUCGCCGCCUCGGCCAACGCGGCGGCGUCGUGCUCGCGCUCGCUGCUCGCGACGGUGCUGCCGCUGGCGACGGUGCCCAUGUUCACGCGGCUGGGCAUCUCGGGCGCCUGCAGCCUGCUGGGCGGUAUCAGCCUGCUCAUGUGCGCCAUCCCGUUCGUGUUCCUGUGGCAGGGCGACCGCAUCCGCGCCAACUCAAAGUUCUGCCUCGCCCUGCGCCAGCGCAAGGAGGACAUGGCCCGCAGGAUCGAGGACCAACGCACCCGCCGCUUCCGCCGCGAGAGCGAGAAGUGGUCUUCCUCGUUGUCGUCGGCCGGCCCUCGCCAGGAUGCUGCUGCCACUGCCGCCGAUGCUGCUGCUGCUGCUUCGACUUCAUCUUCUACCUUUCUUGACGGCGCUGUCGGGCGCCAGCAGUAGCAACAAGCUGCCAUCAGAACUGUUUAAGGGGCAUUGGUUCUUAUCAGCCUACCUAUCAAUCAGCACAGGGGGCAUAACUUCCUACCUCCAACCCACUUUUUUCACCUCGUCAACCAUGGAAAAGAAAGCAAGAUCUAAAAAAAAAUUUAAAAAAAAAUAUAAAACUGAAAUGGGC